UUGCUCCUCCGAGCGAAGCAGAAGGAGCGGAUCGAGAGCGAGGCAGGAGAGGGAUCCCUUUUCUCUCUCUCUCUCUCUCUCUCUCCGGAGGAUCUCUCCCUUUGGGAGGGAGGAGAAGAGCCCCCGAGGGAGACUAUGCUGCAGGGGGAGGAGAGCAGACCCCGGCCAAGCCAGAACCCAUGACGACUUCCAGCACUAUGUUCUACCGGUCGCCCUCCUCGGUGAUGUCUCCGCCGUCGAAGAACAAGUUCAAGCGGCAAAGCCGGAUCUUCUCCCAGGUCUUGUACCGGACCCUGAGCUACAAGGACCGCAGCUCGGUGGCCUCGUACCCAACCGAGAGCAAGGACGACCCCUCGGAGCUCUCCACCCAGGUCUCGGCCCCCGGCGUGCUCAAGGUCUUUGGCUGCCACAUAUGUGUUGGUGCUCAUUACAAGAGUGUUUUGGCAACGGGCAGCUCCAGCGCCCAGGAGCUGGUCAAAGAAGCCCUGGAGCGGUACGGCCUGGAUAAGGUGGAUGCCGGGCACUACGUCCUCUGCGACGUGAUUGGGAAGUUUUCGGGGUCGGAGAAGCAAUGGCAGAUGGAAGGGCUGAGGGUCCUCCGGGACAACGAGAAGCCUCUUCUGAUCCAGGAUCUUUGGAAGCCUCGGGAAGGCUUCUCCAGGAGGUUUGAGCUCCGGAAGAGGUCCGAAGUGGACGAGCUGGCCGCCAAGGACAAGGACACCAUCACCGCAGGUAUAAAUGCCCAGGCCAGGAAGCUCCAGCGGAACCGCGCCAAAGGCACCAUGACGCUGUUGACGGGAUGCAAGGGCCACACCACGCCACCCACCCUUCGGCGCACGGUCAGCGAGACCAGCCUCAGCCAGGCCGGCAUCAUGCAGGAAGACGGGCAGGACGAGCAGCAGCAGCAGCAACUCAAGCGGCAUUACUCCACGUUGCCGGAGACGUUGUGGUGCCUGGAGAGCAGCCGGGAUGGGCCGCCCCUCCCCGCGGAUGAUCAGAAUGGCAACAACAUGCGGCACUCCUUGUAUCAGUCGCCACACCUCCUGCUUUUGCAGGGCUACAGCCAGCAACACGACAGUUUGGUUUACAUGCUGAACCGUGACCAGCACACCGUUGGCCAGAGAACGCAAGCCAGCAAACCGAGCAUCAGCCUUUCCGCUCCGGACAUCCUUCCCCUCCACUGCACCAUCCGCCGGGUGAAAACGUCCGGCCGUUCCCGGCACCACCGCUCGGAAGAGAAGCUGGUCUUGGAGCCCAUCCCCGGAGCCGGCGUCUCCAUCAACUUCUCCGAGGUGGGCCGGACAGUCACGCUCCACCACGGAGACCUCAUCUCGCUCGGCCUUUACUACUUGCUCCUCUACAAGGACCCCUUGAAGACCCAGCCGCUCCCGGCUCAGACUCUGAUGCGCCUCCGAGCCGUGCGCCGGGCCUCCGAGCCGGAGCUGCCGUCCGGGUGCAAAAUGUGCGGCAACCUCUUGAAAGACAAGGCGGGUCCUUCGUCCAAGAAGCACGGGGCACCACACCCGCCGGCCCCGUCGGGACGGAGAGGCGGGCGGAGGAAGCUGCAGCUGGAGUUCAACAAGGCCAACGAAGACGUGCUCCUGAAGCGGAUCGUCAGCCUCAUUGAGCCCACGGGAGACGACCACAAGCUCACGCCGGCCUUUCUCCUCUGCCUUUGCGUCCAGCACUCGGCCAACAACUUCAGGCCUGGAGAGUUCGGCCAGUUGCUUCUCAAGUCGGCCAAGAUGAUCCAGAGGACUGUUUGGGAGAAAACGAACGAGCUCGCAGAGAAGCAGUCCCAACACCAGGAUCCAGCAUCGCUGUCCCGUUUCACCAUCACAGACCUUCUCCCAGACCUCCAGCACAUCAUCUUCUGGAUGUCCAACUCCAUCGAAAUCCUCUACUUUGUCCAGCAGAAGUCCCCAGUUUACAUCCAAAACAUGGAGGAAGAGUUGGAUAUCAAAGGCUCCAAGGAGUCCCUCUUUUCCCUGACGAUUACGGCCAGUGAGGAAGCCAUGACUGUUCUUGAGGAAGUCAUCAUGUACACCUUUCAGCAGUGUGUCUAUUAUAUAUCCAAGUCUCUGUACGUGUCCUUGCCGCCUUUGUUGGAAUGCAACCCCUUCCAAAGCGAAGUCCAAGACGGCUGGCUGUCGUCUCCUCCGCUGCCCGAGGAAAUCCGCAAAGUGGUUCUCAUCUACCAGGCCACCUUGGACCUCCUGCGCCAGUACGAGGUGCACCUGGAGAUUGCCUCCCAGAUGUUUGCCUACCUGUUCUUCUUCUCCAACACCUUGCUCUUCAACCAGCUCAUGGAGAAAGGAUCCUCCCUUGGCUGCUUCCAUUGGUCCAAAGGCGUGAGAGUCAGGGCCACGUUGCGGCUUCUCUUGGAGUGGGCUCAGAGCGUUGGCUUUGGGCAACUGGCCGACCAGUUCUUUGGCAAGCUGUCCAGCGUGGCAAGCCUUUUGGCCAUGCCCAACUCCCAGCUGGUGCAGAUGACCUGGCCCAUGCUGAGGUCCGAAUUCCCAGCCUUGAGCCCUGCCCAACUGCAUCACAUCCUGACCCAGUACCAAGCCUCAUCUGAUGUCGGCUGCGUUCCUGUCUGGCAACCUGGAAAGGAAGAUAGUCUCUCCGCCUUCAGGACAGAUGACAUCCUGGAGUCCUUUGACAACCACCCUCCCAUCAUGCUGCCCAGCGGAGGGUUCAAGGUGGACCUGGAGGUGGACAACCUGGACGACAAUAUUUACCGGCACCUCCUCUACAUCCGCCACUUCCUGUGGAGCCUGCGCAGCAAAAGCCCCCACCCCAGGGACUCCCCAGAAGCAGAGGCACCAAAGACGGAAGCAAUCAGCUGCCAAACCAGCCCCCAAGUGGACUCCAAAACGACAACCACCGGCUUGUCCGUGGUUCCAAGCUCCUUUGGUCGGGUCAACCGCAGGCGACCCGUCAGCUAUGCAGAACCAAGGACGGAAGCUGUCCACAACGCCAACGGCUCCGCUCGGGAUUACGAUGCCUGCGAGAUGCCACUUCCAGAGGCCUUACAGCAGCUCCGCUUGGAAGGGUCUCAAGGCAAGAACGGCGUCAAGUCCGUCACGGGGCCACCCGUCCCCUCGUGCUUGCUGACCCCGCCAAACACACCUCUCACCUUGGACUCCACAAGUCUCGAAGUUGCUCCAGAGACCAACCUGGGGAAAAGUGUGACGGACCCUCGAAGGAACGGCUUCAGUGGUUCCAAGACAACCACUUCUGAAGGUUCUUCACCAACACCUUAUGACUUCCCAACUCCGGCUUCUUCGAGUCGCAGCUCAGCCACAGACGACUUCUGCUACGUCUUUGUGGUGGAACUGGAAAAGGGACCCAUCGGCUUGGGGAUGGGGCUGAUCGAUGGUCUGCACACCCCCCUGAACUCUCCCGGGAUCUACAUCCGGACUCUGAUCCAGGACAGCCCUGCAGCCGCCGACGGCAGGCUCUCCAUCGGGGACCGGAUCCUGGCUGUCAAUGGCACAAGCCUCAUUGGUUCUGACUACCAGAGUGCGGUAGACCUUAUCCGAUCCGGUGGAAAGAAGCUGCGGUUCCUGGUGGCCAAGUCUGACCUGGAGAUAGCCAAGAAGAUCAGCUUUGGAUCUUCUCCGACUCCGUAGAAAUCGCCCCACAUUCACCGGCCAUCCACGGACACUGCAUCAAGGACAAUGAAGGUGGCGGGUGGCACAGACAGAUGACAGGCCUGGAACAUCUGGAUCCCGUCCAGGGUUUGGAUGACAGACGGUUGUGUCCUGAGGUGAGAACAUUCCCCAGAAGACGAUGCAAACAAAGCCGUAUUUAGGACAAAUAUCCUCUUCUAGCAGCCGUUCAUGACCGCACAAGGUUUGAAAAAUGCAGUAUCUGACUCUUUCUUCCUCCAAGGAGUAAGUCACCGCAGUUACAGAGCAGUUACAGUAAGUCCGAGUGUCACUUAUCUGACUCUGUGUUGAUUCCUAGGACAUUCCUCCAAAUGGUGGGCUGUUCUUGUCUUGAUUUCCUCGCAACAUUAAAACUUGUCCCCAAUUUGUUGGGAGCUCAGGAAGCUGUUAAAACAUGUCACUACAAAGGGAUGUUCCAGGUCGGUAAACUGGGAGGGAAAGGAUUUAGCUCUUCUUCUGUUCCUGUAUUUUCCUCUGAUAUUUUCAUCUCAAUUUAAAGGUCCUCUUUGGUUAUACCUAGUUGGCUCCGUAGGGUGCAAAAAAAUCAUGGAAAUCAGGCUGUUCUGUUUUGCAUCCGACAGAUCAGAAUUGCAUCCAGGCGACACAAAAUUGAAGUUUUAUGAACGACUCCCCUAUUUCAAAAUUCUGUCUAAACUGCUGCAUAAAAGACGGAUAUUUUUUUUAGUACCAAUAAUAAUAAUAAACUUUAUUUAUACGGACUACCAUAUUUCUCAGAAAAUAAGCCCUAGCAUGAUUUUGCAGGAUGCUCAUCACCUGAGUCCCUUCGGGUGAGAAGGGCAGGAUAGAAAUGAUGAUGGAAAUAAAUAUAAGCCCUAUCCCAAAAAGUGAGCCUCAGUUAAGUUUUUCAGCCAGAUGGAUGUGUUCGCAAUUUAUAAUUGCAAACUAUCUCAAGAAUAAUUGAAAUGCCUAUAGAAGACAUGUUUUGCCAGACGAUAAAUGAAACCAGAUAUAGAGGUUGGACUGUAUAUAUAUAUAUAUAUAUAUAUAUAUAUAUAUCAAAAAUACAACUCUGCGUUCUGGAAGAUUAGCGGCUGUCUUGUGACAAGACUUGGGCUCUGUGGAUUUCACAGAGGGCUUAUCGCAAGGCGGACUGACCACAUCCACCGCCCGAAGUGCCUGUCGCUGGUUCACAGGCAGGUGAUGACACUAAACUAUGCCCAGCCUCGGAAACCAAACAUUCUUCCUCCCUCAAACAUCAGAUGGUUUGAAUUGCUGAGGUCCGGGAGCCAAAAGAACGCUCAGUUCUUCCAGCUUGCUGCUGCCAACAGCAACAGCCUUAAGAGCACAACAUCCGCUCGAGAGAGGCAACAGUGCCCCGGAGUGGCUUCUGGCUCUCACUGCAACCCAAGCAUGUUGCAGAUUCACUUUGCAAGGCCAGCAUGGUAUUGGCGUGAACGUUGGACCACAACUCUUGAGACCAGGACUUGAAUCUCUACUUUGAUAUGGAAACCGACAGGAUGAACUUUGCUUAAAUCACACGUUAUAGGGUCACCAUGAUUCAGAAAUGACUUGGAAGAUAUGCAACAGCCUAUUAUCAGAUGGGAUUUACAUACAUUUGGGCUUGGUAUUGCCACAUUCCUCCCCAAGUGUUGAUUUGAUUUUUGCAUAGCCAACUACGUAUGACAAAAGAUGGUCUUUGAGUUGACAUGACCUGGUGCAAUCUCCAUUACAUGAUGUGGUAUGCAAUGGGGGAACAGAUAGUUGUCCUACUAGCAGGGACACUUCUCAACAAAAAUAACGUCCUAUAUGGUUUUCCAACCCCAUCGUAACUCCUUCAGCUACUGGGCUGCUAUGCCUAUGCCAGUGUAGUUAUGCCACCCAUUACAGUUAACACACUUUGUGAAAUGACUCCCUGUUCUCUAAAGUCUCUAUGAAAACUAUCAGGGUUUGGAAAAGCUACUUUUUGAGAGGCUGCAGCCUCCAGGAUAGUCCUCCAGGUUUUGUUAGACCACCAUUCCCAUCACCCAAGCCUGAUCUAACCCCUUUGUAAAAAACAAACAAAACAAAACAACUACCACGAUCUUUCUCUUGUGGCAACUCUAUGAAGGACUUCUGUAUAUAACCUGUUUCCAAGGAUCGAUUUUAUGCACAAAGUCUCUGCUAAGGUCCCUUUCAUUCAUGGAAAGAGGAUAGAAAAUAAUAAUUUGUAAAAACCUGUUCCAAUGACUUGCCCAUGAAUGGGAGAGGCUACCUUUUUUCUAAACAAAUAACUGAGAUCGACCAAAAACUGGCCAGUUUUCAACUUAUUUCUUUUCGCAGAAAUGAGCAUUCUUUGGCUAGUUUUACUGAAGGGAAUGGACUUGUUUGCCCUCAGGAAUUUGGAGGACAAAAAGGCCUCCCAGUUGCUUGGUUUGUUAAUAUGGUGCAUCUUUUUUUCUAAAAAAAAGUGUAUAUACUUAUAAUAUUGCAGACUAAUGUUAUAAAGAGCAAGGCCAAGGGUAUGCGGCAUGCGUGUUCAGAAUGCUACCCUCUGUGUUAAAGGACAAACUGGAUACAAUAAACUUAGCAGUUGGUGUGACAACAGGAAUCUGUGUUGUGUCCGACCCUGAAGUUCUGAAUGUUGUGUAUUUUUUACAACUGCUUUGCAACUCCCACAUGAUCUUGCUAAGUUUUCCUUGGAAUAAACCAUAGUGGUUUCCAAA
Anolis carolinensis (green anole) is the source of this 6337-nucleotide messenger RNA. It is a transcript of the gene radil, whose product is annotated as Rap associating with DIL domain. Gene Ontology annotation, cellular component: microtubule. The transcript has 15 exons. The record is from RefSeq and is a predicted model, not a curated record. Bases 180 to 3635 code for a protein of 1151 amino acids. Gene Ontology annotation, molecular function: GTPase binding. Gene Ontology annotation, biological process: substrate adhesion-dependent cell spreading; neural crest cell migration; signal transduction. NCBI's taxonomy places the organism in Eukaryota, Metazoa, Chordata, Lepidosauria, Squamata, Anolidae.